Nilaparvata lugens (brown planthopper) is the source of this 4277-nucleotide messenger RNA. Its product is annotated as tetratricopeptide repeat protein 14 homolog. Bases 1146 to 4127 code for a protein of 993 amino acids. The record is from RefSeq and is a predicted model, not a curated record. The transcript has 22 exons. Gene Ontology annotation, molecular function: protein binding. Lineage: Eukaryota; Metazoa; Arthropoda; Insecta; Hemiptera; Delphacidae.
UGCUUAUUUUUCUCAUCAAUCCGAGUUCCUUUCCUUUGUGCUUUGUGCAUGCUCAUCAUUUUCAGAAGAUUGCUGGUUAGAUGUGGAUAGAAAAAGGAAAUUGUUAAUCAGUUGAUGUAAUUUAAAUUUAUUUUUUUAUCGUACACUUUUAUUAUGUUUAUUCCAACUGAAUUGAGGAGCAAUCUAGGAUUGAUCUUGGAUGUUGGGUCUGACGUCGGCCAUUGUUGAAAAUUGUAGUAGUGAAGACGACGACGUGAUGGAGAGGGAGAGCGGCAAUCUGGACUUGGAGCUUGUGGCGCGCGCCAUGAGCUUCCAUGGCCAGCCAUUCCAAAAGGUGUGGGAGACGGAGCGCGGAGAGACCGAUCUGCAGAAGCUUGACACCGACACCAUUGACUUCUCUGUCUAUUCGCAGAGACAUCUCAAUUUCCAGGACAGAGGCAAACGGCUGAAGCUGCACCAGUUCAUAGCAAACAAAGCGGACAUUCUGUUUGACCCGGCUCUCAAUGAGAGAGAAGAGCGCCCGGCGGUGCGAGUCUCCGAGCCGGGCCUCUACGCCAUACUGCCGCCCUACGAUACAUUCCUCAACCUCGACAAAGCCACACGAAUUAAGCAUUUCUUCCAGUGUGUGAAGCCUGGUGAUGUACUGAUUGGAACCAUUGCUUCCAAGCCACUUUCAGGAUUGGUCGUGAAAGUGCUUUGUCUAGAAGGAGAAGCAUUCCGAUACGUUGCUGACCUCAAUAUCAGGGCAAUGUGUCCGUCUCAUAGUACGAUUGCGGCGGUCGACAAGAAAAAUGUGUCUCGCUCGUUUCUUAUGAACGAUUUGGUGUGUUGCGAAGUAAUUGAGGUUCAUGAGGAAUCUGAAAAACUGAUUUGUGGCAUGAAGGGAGUUCACGCAUCUGAACACAGAGCUCGGCUCGGUCUUUUCUCACCGGAAGACUUCCCUGAGGCCUACAACCGAAUAUUUUGAGCCAUCCUGGACAUGAUUUUAAACUGAAGGUGAAUGAGCAAAUAGAAAGAUUUUCAGCAUUUGGAUAUAACAUUUAUUUAGCAGGAAGUCGCUGCCAAAUAGCAACCAGCUUUUUGAUGUUUUAAAACUUGAUUGCCGGAUUACACCAUGUUCAUGUGAUUUAUUACUUUUUCAAAGAAUGUUUCCUCAAUGCAGGCAAGCUCAGGAGGGUAACAAUGGUGAAACUUACUCAGAAAUGUUGGAGAAAGCCGUUGGGUUCAACAAUCCUAACAACAUCAAUUGUCUCUCCAACACUCUUGGAUUAGGGAUGAACAACUUCUCUUGUAUGUCUGCUUUGAGAGAGAAGUUUCCGGAGAGUGAGUUUGCCAGUGAACUGCGACAGGUGCAGGCGAGCCGAUGGGCCCAUCGCAAUGUGGCCGAUGGCAUAGAGCAUUUCAAGGCCAAGCGACACAGCGACGCCUUCCAGUGUCUCAACCAGGCACUCCGGAUGGACCCUAGGAACAUCGAAGGAUUGGUUGCACGUGGUGCUCUACAUGCCAACAGUUGCAGCUUCAAGAAAGCCAUAGAAGAUUUCGAAACUGCUCUCAAACUAAACCCCAGUCAUCAAAAUGCGAGGAAAUAUUUGGGAGAAACUCUGGUAGCAUACGGAAGGAGUUUUGAGGAGGAGAACAAGAUGGACGAAGCCAUCAAGGCGUAUGAAAGCUGCUUGGCGAUUCUGCCUUAUCACGAGGAGGCGCAGAACUCGAUCGACUACAUCAAGAACAAGACGACGAACGGCACGAGCAAGGUGGCGGGUGCAGGGGAGGUGGGGGGCCUCUCGCUCAACAAGGCGCAGGGCGUCAAGGACACGCUCAAACAGCUGUUGGGUGACGCCAAGGAUGACGGCCACAGCUCAGCCACCACCGCCACCACCUCCGCCAAGAAGAAGAAGAAAGACAAAAAGCCGUUUUUUCUAUCUCGAUAUGACUACCUAUUCAAACGCAGAAGACAUCGGCGCUCUUCGUCAACUAGUAGUUCAUCGUCCUCGGCCAGUUCCAGCUCCUCUUCGUCUUCUUCGUCAUCUGACUCUUCAUCUGCCUCCUCACAGGACUCGCACCAUAAGAAGAAGCACAAGAGGAAAGACAAGGAUCGGGAUAGGGACAGGUCGCUGUCACCUUUGAGUAAACGAAUGGCUAUGAUGGACUCCAGUAUGGACAACGAAGGUUUGUCUGGUUCUGCUCUGCGAGUUUCACACUAUAAUCCACCAUCUAUGCCAAACUCUUUCACAAGUAUGCAGGCAGCCCAGCCAGUAAUGGAGGGGAGCGAGAAAUCGGACGAGUAUGAGCAUAGAGUGCGCAAGUUCCUAGCACAAACAAAGGGGGCUGACUCUGACUACGAAGAGAAAAUUCGAAAAUUCCUCGAUGAAACCGCAAAAUGGAAAAAAGAGAAAAAGGCUAUUGAAGAGAAAUCAAAAAAGAAGAAGAAAAAGGAGAAGAAGGCUAAGAAUAAAAGUAAGAAGAAGAAGCGCGAAGAGAAGCGCAAGAAGAAAGCGAUGAAGGAACUGGAAGAGAAAAAGUUGAGAGAAGCACUGAAGCGAGAGAAGCGAAGGCGAAGCAGCGCCAGCUUUAGAGCUGGGGACGAAGAGGAGGAUGAAGAUGAUGGCUUCGUGUUCGGCGACAAACCGGAUCAGGCCCUCAGGAUGCUUAGUAUGGGAAAUAUCAGAGAGUUGGAAGACUUGAAGAGUCAAUUGAGUGCGUACUACGCCAAAGUAGAAAAAGAAUCUCCUCCCUCAACUCUAAAAAAGAAGGAUCACUCAUCUGAAAAGGGCUUUGGAUCAAGCAAAAUCAAAAUGUCGCCGAAGAUGUACGAAGAUGAGGAUGAGUCGAAGGAGGUGGAUAGUUCUCCUCCACCUCCUCCUCUCCCUUCUCGGAAUCUGACAAGCUCGUUGCUGGUGAAGAAGCGACUGGAGCUGUUGAGUGCAGAGUCGCCGCUGUCGCACAUUGCAGCCGCCGCUUCUGCCGCCGCAGCCAAGGACGACAGCCCGGCGCAGCGCCUCGCUGACAUCAUGCCUCCCAAGUUCAAAAUGCAGAUAGGCAAUGCUGGCAACAGGUUGAAAGGAUUGAAGAAGGACGAUCAGUCGGUGUCGCGAGAUGUGUGGGAAGACGACAGAGAGAGGAGCGACCGUGACCGCGACCUGACUCGCUUUGUGUUUGUGAAGGACGAUGGCGGGAGCGAGGAGGGGGAAGCAAAGAAGUCGCCCGACAUGAAGGGCAAGAACGACGAGACUGGAAGUGGGGGGGCGGCUGGCAACGACUCGUUCCGAAUGAGUAGAAGUCCGGACGUGAAACCCCAACUGAAGCGAAAACUGCGCACGCGCACCUCUGACUCUGAGUCUAGUGACUCGGGCGGCGACCGACGCGCCAAAAAGAACGGCGAUCGCUCGAACGACGAAAGCUCGCGGUCGCGUAGUCGCUCGCGAUCGCAUAAAAAAUAUUCUAGCGAAUCCCCAAAGAAGUAUUCUAGUGAAUCACGCUCGUCUUCCUACCAUCGCAAGGAACGCAGCCGUUCAAAGUCUGGCUCCUAUCGCAGCCGAUCACGCAGAUACCGGAGCUCGGAAUCAGGAUCAUACCGAUCACGCUCCUACUCAAGGUCACGCAGCCGCUCUCGAUCGGGCGACUACAGGCGAUCCCGCAGCCGCUCCGAUGACCGUCACCAUUACCGCAAAUACGUGGGCCGCUACCCACGCACCCGCGGCACUUACUACCGGCCACGCUUUCAAAACUACAAGAAUCCGCGUGGUGGCGGCGGAUACGGGGGCGGACAGAGAGGCCACCGCAACCGCGGCUACGGCAAUCGCGGCGGCAACCGCGGCUAUAUUCCGCGCAUGCGUGGUCGUGGCCGUCCGCGCUUCUUCCACCACAAGUACGGCGACCGGCGCGACUACCGGCGCUACGACCGAGGCGGGUCGCGCUCUGACGAGGACGACCUGAGUCCGAUGCGCAAGGUGGAGUCGGCCAAGGAACGCAUCGACAAGAUGAUCGGCGACCAGGCCGAAAAGCGGCAUUCGGGUCCCCUGAGCGAGGGCGAGGAGCGCGACGACGACUACAUCGACCGCAAGGACUAUGACGGCAAGUGGGGCAAGGAGCCCGAGGGCCCCCGCCUGCCCCCUCAUGACCAGUAGACACAACAGUAUUGUCACAACAUCUACUUCAUAUUACUAUUAACGAUUAUUGAUAGACAUUUUCAUAUAAGAUAACUUUCUUUUCAUCGAUGUAUUAUAAUGGAUUAGCUGUUACUUUAACGAUUAAAUUGAAUCUGUCUAUAUCAGUUA